Alternaria conjuncta is the source of this 1659-nucleotide messenger RNA. RefSeq lists its product as uncharacterized. Bases 1 to 1659 code for a protein of 552 amino acids. The transcript has 2 exons. Gene Ontology annotation, molecular function: protein serine/threonine phosphatase activity; cation binding. The record is from RefSeq and is a predicted model, not a curated record. Lineage: Eukaryota; Fungi; Ascomycota; Dothideomycetes; Pleosporales; Pleosporaceae. Gene Ontology annotation, biological process: protein dephosphorylation.
AUGUUUGGCAAUGCAAAGGACGACGAGAGUCCCGCCGUCGACACCCCUGCCAACCAUGACGCGCCCAAACCCGCAGCCCCAGUGGCGGACAACGCAGCUGCUGCACCGACAAACACAACCAGCAACGGCUCCGCUUCCAUAGAUCGCAAGCCCAGUGACGCUUCCGCCCCCACCGAGAGAAAACGACGGAGUAGUGGCGUAUCGCGUGCCCGCGACAUGUUCUCGAGCGCGAAACAGUCGCUGCACCUAGGCGGCUCUUCUCCCACCAACACGACCAACAACACCAUGACCGAAAAGGCCGCCCCCCAGACGCCCAUGCAGAAGCUGGGCAAGUCGGAUGCUGCCCUCAGUGUCCCCCAGGGCUCCCUCAACAACUCGGCUGGCGAGUCGGCGCCCGGCCCACGAUCUACCUUCCGCGUCGGUGUCACAGAGGAUAAGAACAAGAAGUGCAGACGAACGAUGGAGGAUACCCACGCAUACCUGUACAACUUCUUGAGCACCCCAGCGCCCUCGUAUGCCGCCGACAAGGCCCGCGCCAUCUCCGACGCCAGCUCCACUCAGUCUGACCCUCUGUCGCAAGCCGUAGUUGAGACGGACAACGGAUACUUCGCCAUCUUUGACGGACACGCCGGAACCUUCGCUGCCGACUGGUGUGGAAAGAAGCUUCACCUGAUCCUGGAAGAGACAAUCCGGAAGAACCCCAACACCCCGAUACCCGAGCUGCUCGAUCAGACCUUCACUGUCGUCGACCAGCAGUUGGAGAAGCUUCCUUUGAAGAACAGUGGUUGUACCGCGGUCAUUGCAGUUCUGAGGUGGGAGGACCGAGUACCUAAUGCGCAAUCGUCCACCGGCUCAGUGCUCUUUGCACCCGCGGCUGUAUCGGCUAUCAAGCACGCAGGCGAAGGCGGCGAGGCUACCGAUUCCGCUGUGGAGCCCGCGGCUGAACAGCAAGUCGAGGCGAGAUUACGCAACGAGGCCAGCCGACAGCGCGUGCUGUACACCGCCAACGUAGGUGAUGCGCGUAUUGUCCUCUGCCGCAAUGGCCGAGCGCUGCGCCUCUCCUACGACCACAAGGGCAGCGACGAGAACGAGGGACGCCGUGUUGCUAGUGCCGGCGGCUUGAUUCUCAACAACCGCGUUAACGGCGUCCUUGCUGUCACACGAGCACUGGGCGAUGCCUAUAUGAAGGACUUGGUCACCGGACACCCGUACACCACCGAGACUGUGAUUCAGGCCGAGCAGGACGAGUUUCUCAUUCUCGCUUGCGAUGGUCUCUGGGAUGUCUGUUCCGACCAGGAAGCCGUCGACCUAGUCCGCCAAGUUCACGAUCCGCAAGAAGCCUCCAAGAAGCUCGUCGACUACGCCCUCGCACGCUUUUCGACCGACAACCUCUCCUGUAUGGUCGUUCGCUUCGACAACAAGGCUCUUCGGCAGCGCAAGAACGACGCCGCGAUGGGUGUGGACGGUGACCAGUCGACCAUGAAGGGCGGAAUCACCGAGGCAGACGCCAUCGUAGCACAAGCGAAGAAGUCAAUUGGCGAGCCUGAGAUACCGGUCGAAGCAGCGGCACAGGAAAUUAUUAUGGAGGAGGCCGAGGCUGAGCCCGGUCCUGAGCUCAACUUGGACGCCGCAAAGGCAGCCAGGAAACACGACGCAUAG